Rhododendron vialii is the source of this 3331-nucleotide messenger RNA. RefSeq lists its product as uncharacterized. Lineage: Eukaryota; Viridiplantae; Streptophyta; Magnoliopsida; Ericales; Ericaceae. Gene Ontology annotation, biological process: carbohydrate metabolic process. The transcript has 12 exons. Bases 635 to 3241 code for a protein of 868 amino acids. The record is from RefSeq and is a predicted model, not a curated record.
AUCACAAAUGUUCUCUCCCUCUCUCUCUCUCUCUUCUCUCUCUCUCUCGCGCACUAUCGACGGUCACGCACUCCACCUCCCUCCCUCCAUAGUCCACCCCCCAUAAUCCGAUUCUCUCUCUAUCCCUUUCUCCCACUUCAUCUGUCUUCUGCAUAUGUUCGAUACGAUUAUCAAAACUGUAUUCUUCACACUACAUCGCGUUUCUAUCUGCAUAAUUCAUCCCUAAUGAUUGCUGCAUCCAUUUCACUGCUUUUGCAGACUGAAGUCAUUGACUCUUAGGGCCUUUUUCUUCUUUCUUUUUAGUUUACUAAUCUGUUUUAGGCCUUUCUUCAGACUCACACUCUCUUUCCCUCGAUAUAUGUACGAAUAUCUGUAUUAUAAUCUCACACCUUUGUAUGUAUGUAUCACUGUCGAAAUCGAUUUACCCUUAGCUUAGAUUUAACCGUUAUUACCUUUCACGAGACUCGUUGACUUUGCUUGCUCUAUGAUGAUGAGGAGUGGUGUGUGUUGCACUUAAAGGAGGCUCCUUUGGAAUACCCACUUGCUGAAUGUGAAUUCAAAUACUGUUCUUUUGAGUGUACUUUGUUCUACUUGAAUUCACUUAGUGCUUGACGUUUUAUGAAUUUUGAUAAGAAUGAAGGGUUUCAGUUGUUUCAAUUUGCUGCUUGCUUUAGUUGUUACUGGAUUUCUGUUGUAUGGCUGUGUGUUGGGUAAGGAGUGUACCAAUAGCCCUACUGAGUUAUCUUCGCAUACCGUUCGAUCCGAGCUAUUAUCUUCGAAUAACGAGACAUGGAAAGAAGAGAUGUUUUCGCACUACCAUUUGACUCCCACCGAUGAAUCCACAUGGUCGGAUUUGCUCCCUAGGAAGAUCUUGAGGGAGGAGGAUGAGUUCGGUUGGGUUAUGAUGUAUAGGAAAAUGAAGAAUCCGAGUGGGUUCGGUGAUGUUCGAGGGGGGAGUUUCCUCAAGGAGGUCUCCCUUCAUGAUGUGAGGUUGGACCCUGAGUCAACACAUGGGCAGGCUCAGGAAACCAAUUUGGAGUACCUUUUGAUGUUGGAUGUGGAUAGCUUGGUUUGGAGCUUCAGGAAGACGGCUGGUUUGGUGACACCUGGAAAGGCUUAUGGAGGUUGGGAGGAACCAAAUGGUGAACUUAGGGGUCAUUUUGUAGGGCAUUACAUGAGUGCCUCGGCACAGAUGUGGGCUAGCACUCACAACAAUACUCUCGAAGAGAAAAUGUCUGCUGUUGUUUCUGCUUUAUCUGCCUGUCAAGAUGAAAUGGGUACAGGAUAUCUUUCUGCUUUCCCAUCUGAGCUAUUUGAUCGUUUUGAAGCUGUAAAACCUGUUUGGGCACCAUAUUACACCAUUCACAAGAUAAUGGCAGGCCUUUUAGAUCAAUACGUUUUGGCUGGUAAUGCUCAAGCUUUGAAGAUGGUAACAUGGAUGACUGACUACUUCUACAACCGUGUGCAAAAUGUGAUAGCAAAGCACAGUAUUGAAAGGCACUGGCGAUCGUUGAAUGAGGAAACUGGUGGCAUGAAUGAUGUUCUUUAUAGGUUGUAUGCAGUUACGGGAGAUUCGAAGCAUUUAUUGUUAGCUCAUCUUUUUGAUAAACCCUGCUUUCUAGGAUUGCUUGCAAUAAAGGCUGAUGAUAUUUCUGAUUUUCAUGCCAAUACUCAUAUACCAAUUGUUAUUGGAUCUCAAAUGCGUUAUGAAGUUACUGGUGAUUCACUUUACAAGGAAAUAGGGACCUACUUCAUGGAUAUUGUUAAUUCUUCCCACAGCUAUGCGACAGGAGGCACAUCAGUCGGCGAGUUCUGGUCAGACCCAAAGCGACUAGCAAGCACUCUAGACACUGAGAAUGAAGAGUCCUGUACAACUUAUAACAUGCUAAAGGUUUCCCGCCACUUGUUUCGAUGGACCAAAGAAAUAGCAUAUGCAGAGUACUAUGAGAGGGCCCUGACGAAUGGUAUACUGGGCAUCCAAAGGGGAAGAGAGCCCGGAGUGAUGAUCUACAUGCUCCCACUAGGCCGUGGCGUUUCCAAGGCCAUAAGUUACCAUGGAUGGGGAACGAAGUUUGAUUCCUUUUGGUGCUGCUAUGGGACAGGAAUUGAGUCAUUCUCAAAAUUGGGAGAUUCAAUAUACUUUGAAGAAGAGGGCAAUGUUCCAGGGAUUUACAUCAUCCAGUUCAUAUCGAGCUCACUUAAUUGGAAAUCUGGGCAAAUUCUUCUAAAUCAGAAAGUAGAGCCUGCUGUUGCAUGGAAUUCUCUCUUUCAAGUGUCCUUGACAAUUUCGUCGGAGGAAGGGUCCGGUCUGCAAUCUACCUUGCAUUUUCGUAUACCGCUGUGGUCAUUAUCGAAUGGUGCAAAGGCGGUAUUAAAUGGUCAGGAUUUGUCUCUACCAAGUCCAGGUAACUUCUUAUCAGUCACUAGAAAAUGGAGCGCUGGUGACAAAAUAACUCUCGAACUGCCAAUGAGUCUAAGAAUCGAGGCCAUAAAAGACGACCGGCCAGAGUAUGCUUCAAUUCAGGCAAUUCUUUAUGGCCCCUACCUUCUUGCUGGUCUUACCACUGGAGACUGGGACAUUAAAACAGAUUCAGCUGCUUCCCUUUCAGACUGGAUAACUCCAGUUCCUGCUGCUUACAAUUCCCAUCUGAUUUCCCUUUCCCAAGAAUCAGGAAAUUCGGCAUUCGUCCUCUCCAACUUCAACCACUUACUUACAAUGCAGAAGUUCCCUGAAUCAGGCACUGAUUCGUCUCUACGUGCCACUUUUAGACUUCUUUUAAAAGACUCAAAUCCCACAGAAUUUGCAGAAGCAAAAGACUUUAUUGGGAAAUCGAUCAUGCUCGAACCCUUUGAUUUUCCUGGUAUGGUCGUUACCCAAAAAGGGAAAGAUGAAAGUCUUUCUGUUGCAGAUUCUGCUAAUGAAAGCGUUUCUGUUUUCCGUUUGGUUGCUGGAUUAGAUGGGAAACCCGGGACGGUUUCCUUGGAAUUGGAAAGCGAGGAGGGUUGCUUUGUGUACAGUGGUGUAAAUUAUAAAGCAGGUUUAAGCAUCAAGCUCAGCUGCAUGUCUGGAUCAUCUGAUGCUGAAUUUGAACAGGCAGUGAGUUUUGUUCUGAAUAGUGGGAUUAGCGAAUACCAUUCGAUCAGUUUCGUGGCCAAAGGGGUGAAAAGGAAUUUUGUUCUCACUCCUUUGUUUACCUUGAAGGAUGAAUCUUAUACUGUGUAUUUUAACAUUCAAUCUUGAGAACUUUUUAAGGUGGAAGCUGGGGAAGAGUAAAGUACAAUUGUGGAACAGUUUUUUUAAGUAAUGUGAAAAGAAGAUUUGUUGAAGCUA